AUGGCGGCUCUACCCUGGGGUAGAUCCAAUAUGGCGGCUCAACGGUUAGAAGAAAGUGACGGAUCUAAGAUUUAUACAUCAUACUCUCUCUCUCUCAUAUUACAUUUAUUUAUUUUUGCAAUUGGUUAUAAUUUUUUUAAAGAAAAAUCAAAGUCGAGCGGGAAGGGGAAAGGUGUCAAAUGCAAACGCUGCGGUCAUGUUUGCAAUAUCAAAAGGGAAUUGAUAAACCAUAAGAAAGAGCACAGAGUUGCACACACUCAGCGAUCAUCCACAAUCUCCGAAGAGGAAAACCAACCCUCUACCUCUUAUCAGCCUCAUCCCCGAGGAGGACCAACCCUCAACAUCAUAUCAGCAGUCGCAGAGAGGAUCACCUCCGACUGGUCAUUCUGUUACAUGCAGGAAAUGUCACGAGGAGACCCAGACCCAUGGGGUGAUGACGAAAGACUUCGCGACACCUUUUUGGCAAAUAAAAACUUCAUUUUGUCAAAGGGAGAUAAGGUUCUGUAAAGAAAACUGUGAAUUAUCCAUUAGAAAAUAACGUCUCUACAGAUAAUUUAAUUGAAAUUCUUCAAAAUUCCUGUCGAACAGA
Messenger RNA from Saccostrea cuccullata (small rock oyster), 589 nucleotides. RefSeq lists its product as uncharacterized. Bases 1 to 507 code for a protein of 168 amino acids. The record is from RefSeq and is a predicted model, not a curated record. The transcript has 3 exons. NCBI's taxonomy places the organism in Eukaryota, Metazoa, Mollusca, Bivalvia, Ostreida, Ostreidae.